Anneissia japonica is the source of this 1044-nucleotide messenger RNA. RefSeq names its product histone H2B, gonadal-like. Gene Ontology annotation, cellular component: nucleosome. The transcript has a single exon. The record is from RefSeq and is a predicted model, not a curated record. Bases 13 to 381 code for a protein of 122 amino acids. Lineage: Eukaryota; Metazoa; Echinodermata; Crinoidea; Comatulida; Comatulidae. Gene Ontology annotation, molecular function: protein heterodimerization activity; structural constituent of chromatin; DNA binding.
CUAAAUCGAAACAUGCCUCCUAAAACUUCAGGAAAAGCUGCAAAAAAGGCCGGUAAGGCUAAAGCUGUCAGAACUGGCGACAAGAAGAGAAAACGUAAGCGAAAGGAGAGCUAUAGCAUCUACAUCUACAAGGUGUUGAAGCAAGUUCACCCAGACACUGGUAUCUCCAGCAGAGCUAUGGGAAUCAUGAACAGCUUCGUCAACGAUAUCUUCGAACGUAUUGCCGGUGAAGCAUCUCGUCUAGCUCACUACAACAAGAAAUCCACCAUCACCAGCAGGGAAGUCCAAACCGCUGUUCGUCUCUUGCUGCCCGGUGAAUUGGCCAAACAUGCCGUAUCUGAAGGCACCAAAGCUGUCACCAAAUACACCAGUUCCAAGUAAACUACUUGAUCUGCAAUUUCAAACCAAACGGCUCUUUUCAGAGCCACCCAAAAGUUCAAGAGAGAUUUGUGAAUAUUCAAUGUCUGUUGUUUUUUUUUUCUUCUGUUGUUGGAAUAUAAGAAAUUAUCAAGUACUAGUGAACAUAAUUCAGUCCAUAUUAAUGCAAGGUUUUGAUUUUUACAACGAUAGGCUAGGCCUGUAAGUAACUUAUUUGCAUCAACAUGCAGAAAUUUCAGUUCAGACUCUUCACAGCCAUUGUAAAUUUCAAAAAGAUUUGUUGGUGUUCUGUAAUUCCCCAUGUACGUUGGACACGCAUUUGUAACCGGAGUAUCAAAAUAUAUUUUACAAUGUGCUUUGUAAAAUAUGAGGAAGACUAUAAUUCAUAAUUUUAAAUUAAUGCCACCGAACCGGCAGAAUAACCUUAAAAUUGGGAUAAAGGCAAUGAUUAAAAAAUAAUAUUGCAGUUAUGUUUAUCUAACAUCUAAAUCUAAUUUACUUGGGAAUCUUAGUAUUAACGCAUUUGCAAAUUGGUCCUAAAACGAAGGUUUCGGUAUACAGUGUACUGUACUAAUAUUACAGUACAUACUGGCGGAUCCAGGACAGCUUUCCCCUUCAAUACAAUCAUGUUAAAAAACUGAAAGUACAGUAGGUCUACACAACCUA